Topomyia yanbarensis is the source of this 2799-nucleotide messenger RNA. RefSeq lists its product as uncharacterized. Gene Ontology annotation, molecular function: nucleic acid binding. The transcript has 2 exons. The record is from RefSeq and is a predicted model, not a curated record. Gene Ontology annotation, biological process: DNA integration. Lineage: Eukaryota; Metazoa; Arthropoda; Insecta; Diptera; Culicidae. Bases 16 to 2433 code for a protein of 805 amino acids.
GCACUGCGAGUAGUGAUGAGCCCAUUCGAUCCGGCAGGAUUGUUGUGUUUUUUCCUCAUACACGGCAAGGUACUAAUCCAGGAGCUGUGGAGGGCGAAGACGACAUGGGAUCAACUAAUUCCGGAGGAGUUACUUGGGAAGUGGAUGCGGUGGACGAGUUUGUUCAAACAUCUGGACCAGAUUAGCAUUCCGCGUUGCUACUUUCCGCAACGUUCGGUGAAAGAUAUCUUGUCGCUGCAACUGCAUAUCUACGUGGAUGCUAGCGAAGAAGCUUAUGCGUGUGUCGCUUACUUUCGGGCGGUAUUUCCGGAUGGGAUUUCUGUUGCGUUAGUCGGUGGGAAAUCCAAGGUGGCUCCACUGAAGGCACACUCCAUCCCACGGUUGGAGUUGAUGGCAGCGGUAAUCGGAGUACGCUUGAUGAAGACCAUCCUCACUGGGCACUCGCUCGUAGUCGAGAAGACAGUGUUAUGGUGUGACUCUAAGACGGUGCUGGCUUGGAUAAAUUCAGAUCAUCGAAGAUAUCGCCAGUUCGUAGCUUGCCGAGUAGGUGAGAUUUUGUCCAAGUCGGAGGCGAAGCAAUGGCGUUGGAUAUCAUCGAGAAAGAACGUCGCCGACGAUGCGACAAAGUGGGGAAAAGGGCCGUGUUUGUCCUCAGGCGGCCGUUGGUUCCGUGGUGACAACGAUUUAUAUUUGCCAGAAGAUCAAUGGACCAUAGAUGCAGAUUCAGUCGGCGCGACGACCGAUGAAGAGCUGAGGUCGUGUUUGGUGCACAAGGAGGUUAUCGUACCGCCACAACUUGUGAGGUGGGAGCGAUUCUCGAAACUGACGCAUUUGUAUCGAUCGGUAGCACAUGUUCAUCGCUACGUACAAAAUCUACGGCGAACGGUAAAACGAGAGACUCGACUGGACGGACCACUCACUCAAGAGGAAUUAGCAACAGUCGAAACCACAAUCUUUCGUUGGGUGCAGUGUGAGCAGUAUCCGGACGAGGUGGCGACUUUGUCAGUAAUGCGGGACAAGCAGCCAGGACAACAGGCGCGGCUAGAGAAAACCAGCAAAAUAUACAAACUGUCUCCGUACUUGGACGAAGCAGGUGUUAUUCGUUCUGAUGGAAGGAUAUCUGCUGCGACCGUCGCCGCGUUUGACGCUAAGUUUCCAGUAAUAUUGCCGAAAGCCCAUCCAGUGACUAGACUGCUGGUUGAAUGGUACCACCAACGAUUUCUUCACGCCAAUGGCGAGACUGUCGUGAACGAAGUGAGACAGCGUUUCCACAUAUCGCAGCUGCGCCCGUUCGUGCGUAAGGUGGCUAAAGAGUGCGCCUUGUGUAAAGUCAAGAAGCCAAGUCUGGCGACACCCCGAAUGGCUCCACUCCCGGCGGCCAGGUUGCAGGCGUACGUACGUCCAUUUUCCUACGUAGGCGUCGACUAUUUCGGGCCGAUCGGCGUGCGGGUGAACCGAAGUAUUGCAAAACGAUGGGUAGCUCUGUUCACGUGUAUGACCACACGAGCAAUCCAUCUCGAAGUCGCUCACACACUUUCAACGGAAUCUUGCAAGAUGGCGAUCAGGCGUUUCAUCGGACGCAGAGGAGCACCUGUGGAGAUCCGCAGCGACAGGGGCACAAAUUUCGUGGGAUCGAGCAACGAACUUAAGCAGGAGAUGGGCAAAAUCGAGCGCCAGCUUGCCGAAACGUUCACCAACGCGAACACGAAAUGGGUGUUUAACCCACCUGGAUCACCUCACAUGGGUGGCGCCUGGGAGCGUCUAGUGCGGUCGGUGAAAACCGCUCUUGCUGCAAUGGAGUCUUCUCGAACGCCGAACGAAGAAACGCUGGCAACGUUGCUAGUGGAAGCUGAGAGUGUGGUCAAUUCGAGACCGCUAACAUAUAUUCCUCUGGAGACGGCGCAACAGGAGGCUCUAACACCGAACCACUUUCUUCUAAUGAGCUCGAGCGGCGUAACGCAGACUCCGAAGACGCUUACGGAUCCAAGACAAGCCUGCAGGAACGACUGGAAUCUAUGCCGUACAAUGGUAGAUCAGUUUUGGCGCCGGUGGGUGCGGGAAUAUCUUCCUACCAUCGCACGUCAUACCAAGUGGUUUGAGGAGACAAAACCGAUCGAGGUAGGAGAUUCGGUGAUCAUCGUAGAGGAGAAGAUACGCAACGGAUGGAUUCGAGGACGUGUAGCCAAGGUCGUGGUGGGCCGAGAUGGGCGAGUUCGCGAUGCCGUGGUGCAAACUCCCGACGGAAUGGUGCAUCGACCUGUUGCAAAGCUGGCGCGGAUCGACAUAGAAAAGGUGGGGCUUCAGCCGGGAACAGCAGAAGGUAAAGCUGAACCGGAGAUAGCUAACCAGCCUUACGGGUCGGGGAGUGUUACGGUAUGUCCCGCUGACCCCUUCCAACUCCACGGUCUACCACCUGUCGGUGGACAAUUUUGAUGUAGUGAGGACCAUUUGAAAUGGAAGGAUAGGAAAAGGGAAAAAAGGACCGUUUGAAAUGGAAGGAUAGAAAAAGGAAAAAAAGGAUCGUUUGAAAUGGUAGGAUAGAAAAACAUAGACGUCACGUAGAGAUGAGAGAAAGGUAUAAGAAAAAAGAAUAGAUAGAAAUUGUUGGAAGUUUAAGUAAAUAGCACGUUGAAUUCGUGAAGAUAUAAGCAAACAUUUAUUUCCGUGCCGGAAGGCCAAGAAACGCACGCAACCGUUCGAAUUGUGCACGAUUGAGGUUAGGUGAUACGUGACUUGCGUAUUGCCCUGUAAUCUAGCCGUAAUUGUUGGGAAUUAACGAGAUACAAUAAUUGACCGAUC